Molecule: messenger RNA, 8248 nt
Organism: Acanthaster planci (crown-of-thorns starfish)
Lineage: Eukaryota; Metazoa; Echinodermata; Asteroidea; Valvatida; Acanthasteridae
Product: sialate:O-sulfotransferase 2-like
Molecular function (GO): sulfotransferase activity
Source: RefSeq, a predicted model, not a curated record
UGAGCAGAUGAUCACACGCCGCCGUAUAUAACGAGCGCUGCUUGGGUUGCAUAGCGCGGUCUAAGCCUCGUUGUCCGGGGGCGAUUCCAAUGUACAGCUGAUCUGGAAAGCACACACAUCCGAGACUGCGAAAGUACACAAUGUCUUCGCGCAUUUUGUCGACUGCGGGAAGACGACUGAUGUCGGUGACUUCAGAUUUGGAAUCUCGGAAAUGAAAUGCUGGACGGUGAUGUAUGCGUGUGGAUACCGGCUAACGACGUUUGUAUGUGUCCGUGCAUUUUUAGGGUCUCUCGCGUGGUACGCAGUUUGGCUACGUGCUCGGGCCUACAUCACCACGGCAUCUUGAAGAUGCACAGCACAUCAGCCGUCCGUACGGAGAUGCUCCGCGCGUGUGAAUGAUGAAUGGCAGCAAUGGCCGCAAUGUGACAGCCGCUUUAUAUGACAACACCAAUGGGGAGAAAACACUAACUGUGAAUCACAGUCUCCUCGCGGUGUACAGGAGAGUACCGAUCGCCGGCAUCACUACACGGCUCCCUACCGUGUUUCAGCGUGGUUUAACGGGUAAGCUGUCCGCCAAUUUCCGUUGUAUGGAGGCAUCGUAUCAUUCGAGGUGUUUCUGAAUCAUGCUCUGAAUGUACUGAUGUAACAUCAUCCGCAGGGAUUAUUCGCACAUACACAGCGAGCAAUCAGGACGGCAGACGAAUUAAAAUACGGAUGUUGUUAGUUAGUACACCAAGUCUUGCUAUGCAGGUGGAAUUAGAGGUUAGUCGUAUUAUGUCAAACAUUAUACAUUUCAAGAUGGCAUGACAAUUUAUGAGGGCCAAACUUGUCAUCCAAAACUAUGCUAUGAAUUCGAUACAGCAUACCUCUGUCCUCGUUCAAGGAGACAGCUGGCUGUGAAUUUUUUUCAACAUCAACUGACGAUGUGGGGUAAACGUAAGCAUAGGAGGGGGUGGCUGUCUCACCUCCUACCCUGCCGGACUAGGCACAGAGACACAACCCUCUUUAAGUUGACGGUGAUUGCCUGCCUGGCUUUCCCCGCCUACAUCCUCCUCUUUGACAACGUCUCCAGCCUAGGGAACUCGGGCGACUCCGGAGCCGACCUGGGACCGGGUGCACCGGUCAGGGGGUUGGCCCGGGGGCCGCAGGGGGUGCCGCAACCCCACCCACUGAGGACCACGCAGCGGGUGUCCUCGUUGCUGCGUCAGCAAAUUGGGCUGGAGGCAGCGUUGCCUGGCGACGAACUGAUGCGGGGCAGACACUCCGCGAGGGGAGGAGACUGGGACCACAGUGGAAGGAAGCAGCUCGGUCCAGGGUCAAGCAAUUCUACUGGACUGCAAAAAAUACAGUUUAUUGCUGGAACACGAGUGUUAUAUCUAGGUUGUUACCAGGAUGAAACACAGCGAACCUUGAGAGUAUUACGCGAAGGUUUCAUCGCGGAUGUACGACGAAUGACACUGGCCAUGUGUAUUCGACACUGCAGUAAAAGGAGCAGUUACUAUGCUGGUUUAGAGUUCCAUAGCGAGUGCUACUGCGGUCGACGGAUCUACCGCAGUAAGCCAGCCAACCAGAGCCUAUGCAAUGCAACAUGCGCGGGCAACACAUCCGAGACGUGUGGGGGCGCUCCAUAUCUCUCCAUAUACCAACUGCUUGCAGACGACGAACGCGGUGGUGACCAAGCUCAACAAGGCCCCUGGUCCAGAGGUUCGGAAGGGCUAGCGGAUGACUUUCGAGCGUGUGUCCCUCGGCCAGCUACCCCGGGCCAUCAGCAAGUAUUUCCCGCGGGAUUCUUCACCUCUGCGCCCAAAAUGACCGUGGACUCAUGCAUGACUACAUGCUUCGAGAGGCUUUUUCCCGUGGCGGCGUUGGGAGCUGGCACGGAGUGUCACUGCGGCCACUUCACCCGCGAUUUCCGCAUGGAGAAUAUUCUUCCGCACCAUGAGUGCAACGUGCCGUGCGCGGGCGACGAGAGCUAUUACUGCGGCGGCGAUUCCACCUUGUCCGUAUACCAGACUGCUGCGGAAGACACCCGCUGCAGUAAUGCAACAUUAACACCGCCUGGUUCCCUGCCUCUGGUGGCUCUAGCUAGCUUCCCUGGUUCCGGCAAUACGUGGGUUCGUUACCUCAUUGAGAGGGCCACUGGUGUCUACACGGGUAGUUUUUAUAAUGACGGUGAUCUUUUCAAAAAAGGGUUCAUAGGGGAAAAAGAGAAGUGGACACGUGGCAACACCAUCGCCGUUAAAACGCAUCGAUUCGAUGAGGAGCACGUGCGCAGCUUCCAGAAAGCCAUUCUGAUCAUUAGGAACCCGUACAAGGCGAUCAUAUCCGAACACAACCGGAAGUUCGGCGGCCAUGUUGGCUUUGCACCGGAAACCCAGUACACAAAGGGGACAGAGUGGAUUGCUUUUGUCACAGGGAAAUCGCGAACAUGGGCCAACACGGCGGUGAAUUUUAUCCAGUACAGUAAAAAACUUCACGUGGUUUACUACGAGGACUUACAGUCGAGACUUUACGACGUCCUUGAAGGUAUUGUGAGCUUCCUGGAGAUCCCCGUGGACGAAGAGAGACUAAUGUGUGUGCUCAGCAGCCCCCACGGCAAGUUCAAACGGUCGGGCAAGCGGCAGAACCCCUUGACCUUUGACCCCUACACAGAGGAGAUGCGCGAGAUGGUGGAGCUAUCUCUGAAGGCGGUCUCCAUGGCGCUGAAGCUCAGGGACUGCCCAGGACUGCCGAGGGAGUAUAAUCCAGGGUUGGAAUUAUGAGUGCGAAAGAAACAUUGAAACAAGUAGCUACCCUGUAUUUGAAGACCAUAGGGAAACUAAGAUUUUAACGAAAUUUCUACAUUCCGGUUGCAAUGAUGAUAAUGCUAUUCUGAAAAGAUACAAACCACGGCUACUGUGGGGAACUUUAAACACUCAGGCAUUAUAUUAUGUAGACAGUAAUUCUGACCGUGGGCCAUACGAGCAACGAAACUAGCGUUUUCCUGUUAUUGCAGCCCGUAUCAGUGGCCAAGUUAGGUAUAAAGCCCGAAUAUACUUGUAUUCGGUGCUGUGUGUUCUCUUUGUAAGGCACUGCACAGAAAAUCGUCUCUCACAUUGUUUCCUCCGCUCAAAUACUACAUGUAUAAGGUCGCUGAUGACCUAUAUUCCUUCGCAGUAAAAAUACACAAUCUAACUUUCUCGAGCUUUCAUUAGAUGGAAUUUGUUUGACCCGUGACCCGGGGUCAGUAUGAGUGCGCGCGCACUACACUCUCGCGCGGAACAUGUGCCUAGGGCCGUUUUCCAAUACUCAACUUCGUCUCCGUUUCAGGCUUCGUGAAGGAAAUCAAAUCCCCAAUUGUGGGCCUGAAGCGUUCAAUUUAAAUUAAAGUACUGUAAUGUGUGGCUCUUUUGCAUCUCACUUGAUGUUUUGUGGCACUAUCAAACUUACUAUUGUGCUUGGAACCUCAAAGUCAGGAAGUAAAAGAAAACAGUUGAAGCCUGAGACGGAGCCGAAGUCGAGUAUUGGAAAACGGCCUAUGUGUCAUGAUGAAGGGACUCAAGGGGGCAUACCCACAAUUCCUUGGCACGUUUUCACUUCCUUCACGCAAAAUGUUGUGAAUGGAUAGGGCGGCAGGAGCUAGCAUCAAAAGUUGUGAUCAGGAGGACAGAAAUGACCACCCGAAGACAAGCGAGAACAAACAAACAAAUCCCCGCUCGCGUCACUUCUCGCACUGCGCAAAUCCCACACUAUCAGAAACGCUCGAGGUCUACUAACUACGAAGUCAUAAUUUGAUUUCAAAAUCAGUUUCCGUGCUCUCCUCUUCACGGUUGUAUCUUUCUCGUGUGUAAUGCAGUGUGCGUGUGGACAAAGGGACUUUCAUGCCGACAUUUCAGAUUCUCAUCUUUGUCGGCUUUUAUCAUAAUCCCUGUUCAGGAUUAAAUGCCUCAGUGAAACUCAGGUGGUGUUUUUGGAAACAUGGUGAGUGUGCAAACCCAUACUGUAGUGUUUCAAACCGGAAGGCGUUCGAGAGGAACAGGUGAUUUGGUCUCAGCACCGCUGUACCGCGUGAGGUGUUACGACAGGAAACGUCUGACGAACUGAUCUAGGCCGCCUAAUCAACGCUUCUACGCGAAAGAAAAGUGACAAAUGGCAAACAAGCUGUUUGGAGGAUGACAGAAAUACAUGAGCCCAGUCAGAAUUUCGGCAGAUUCAUCAUCUCACAUCACAGCUGAGAAGUGCGUGUCUUCCCAGCGCACAUUCCACGGAUAGUCUAUGAGCCAAGAUGGAUGACCUAUUCAGAAUGCUUUUCCUUUCAGUGGGAAACCACGUGAGACUACAUUUUGGCACGUACUGUUGUCAGGACGGCUGUCAAUGCCAGUGCACGGCACUGACUUUAAUUAACACGCAGCCGCCUCGCUUUUUUCAAUUCAGCCCGUGGCUAAACAAUCCAGCUUAUAAAACAUUUCUGAAUGGUAUCUUCUGCUUCCAUUUUCCCCUCUGCAUGCAGUAUAUCACUGGUUCAUGCACUGGUUAAAAUAUGGGUCAUGAAACCGUACCCUUGCCGCGCGGGACUCGGAGUUCUGUAUUUCAGCGGAGUCAAUCCGCGCAACCUAUAAAGCCGACAUUUAAAGACAUAAACAAGCGGCCGCCGGGAAAAUUGGAACCAUUAAAAUGUCUCUUUUGAUAUCCAUUAGAGUUAUGCAUUCAUAUAUUUUGCAAAAGCCCCAUCAGUGAUAAGGAAUAGAGCAAUUCAUCACUAACCUGAGGAGUGCUCGUAGGGAAAUAAUCUGUUCACACAGCCACUGUAAUGUGAACGUACCCUUUCAAGUGCGUUUCAAAGGAAAAAAAUCUUUGCUUUAAGUUGUUAGUUCAAAAUCGUCUAUUUUUUUCUCCAAUUUAUUCUUUCCGCUACACCUGUCGAGUGCGUCAGCAAAAUUACUCGUAUCCUUGCCUUUUCACAUGUUGGACAACACUCCGUUUUCAGUAUGUAUUAAAGAACAAGCCGGUUAUUGAAAUCAAUGUGCAUGGGAUUUGACUAAUAGCCAUAAUUACAAAAAGGAAAUUGCCAGCUUGGUUCCAGUAGACUCAUGGCCUGCAAUGCCGUGGAGUCCUACUACCUGUGAAAAAGCAGUCAGUGUUCGUCAGAAAACGGUUCCAAACACGUGCAGCUGUUCACAUGAUCGGCUGAAUUACCGCCUUUCAACCCAGAAGACGAUCAUUGCAUUCUAGCACGGCGCGUGGAACAUUUUGAAAAAUGUUCCAUCUGCGCUGCUGCUAUGUGUGCGGGCGCCAGACGGAGUGCGAGAAUGUAUGCGUCAAGCGAUGAAAAUUGAUUGGUGCAGAAAACAGAUGGGCUGGUAUCCUUGGGGUCGAGCGUCAGAGAUGAUGAUUGUUUAAUGCAACAUGAGGAGAUCAGAGGAGACAGUUUUCGCUGGUGCCCACUGUCUUUGCAGUUUGCCAGGACGGUUAAUGCCGUUCAUAGAAUUCUGUAAAGGAAGUGCACCCGUCGCAAAGUCUUGUGGGUUACGGAAUGGCUUCACGAACAGGCAUGCCUUUUCUGCGCACGUGUCGUGGCGUAUGAGGAAGCGUUGAACCCUGUCAUGGCGCACACCUUUACAUUGACGUGUUCUCGGCGCGUGAAGGGUCCGUAUGCGUAUUACAGUGAAGAAUGCCAAUUAAAAUGUACAUGAAUGCAGGGCAGUAUAGGCCUAGCGACGUGAAAAUGUGCCAUUAUUGUUCAAAUCAAUUCUACCAGUGGAGAUUUGAAGGUACUACGUCAUGCAUGUUGCAACGCGGAGUUAGCCCAUCCCAGUGCCUUUUAAUUAAAGCGCCGUUGGAACGGGCGAAAUCGAAAUCGUUCAUAAUUUUUAACGAUAGAGGACGCUGUUCAAUAACGUUGGACAGCGCUGUUUAGCAGAGAGCAGAGCCAACUUCAGACUUUGGAAUUGAAAUGGCUGUUUAUGGUGUGUGCAGUACAGCAUGCAGCCGUUGUGUGCCUGUUGUCCAGAUGCACUGACGCAUAAUCUGCCAUUCCGGUUCCAAUAAUAGAGACACUUAUGUCGCCUCUCUAAACGGCUCUGAACUUGUGGGCAAAGUUCCAACAGUUCGGAGUGAAGAUCUGGAAAUACAUAUUAAAUCCAUGCUGCUCAUGUCCUUCAAAGGGAACACACUUUGCCGCUUGACUGGCCCUAUAAUGACAUUCUUAUGGACAGUAAUUUGUAUGUGUUUUUAUUUGAUUUUGACGUGAAGUUUUGUCCCCUUGGGUUUGACUCCCGAAGGAAGGUUGGGCCAAAGUUAAAAGGUGCUGUUGAUCUAGCAGAUAUUUUGCCAUUUUGGCCAUUCUGAUCCUUAAAAACGUUCAAUGAAAUAUAUUAAAAAUUUGCAGUCACCUACUUCCAAAGUUCCUCAUUUUUCAACCAGCCAGAGAUUCUACAUCUAGGCAACUAGAAUGGUCAAAGUGAUUAGGCCUGCUUUUGUUCUUUACAAUGUUCAAACAUUUUUCGUCCUUAGAUAUAAUGUUUGUUUGUACGAUGAAUUGGGCGAUUGUGCCAUGGCUGUGUGGCUGGUUGCCGUCUAAAGGUUGGUCCUCUUACAUUUGUCACUGUUCUACGAAAAACAUUAUCAGUUCGUUUAUAAAUCAGACUUGAUAUUGUCGGGAACGUAAAACAAGGAAAUCAGACUUUAAUGCACCGAUACACGCGGUGUCUUGUCAUGCUGGUAGAUUUGCUUACAUCGUAUGUACAAUAAAGAGGGCGCUGUUAAUGUUGACAGGUCCCAGAGAGCGCGGUAAGGCGCGUCAUUUCAACUGUUAAGUAUUACAGUGCAGUAUUCCACUAGUCUUUCAGCGCAUUGAUAUAUAUUUAGGAUGUUUUCUCUAUCGUGCUUGUUGAAUUACAACAAGGAUAUGUCUUAGACAUGCUAAUAUUAAUCAGGCACAAUUUCUAAUUGGGCGAUCGUUCGGAAAUGUCACCCAGUGUACAAAGGUCGAUGCCUCUCUUUUUGUAUUCUAAAUAAGCUGAAGCAAACGUAAUGUGCAAUAUACAUGUACAAGCUUGUCGAAACGACCUUAUCUGAUGUGUUAGUUAUUAUCCAGGUGAAAAUUAUUACGUGUACUGAAGUGUUACACAAACCGUUGUUUGUUUUUUUGUUUACAAUACAGCGUCUCCAUUAAAAUAUUUUUGCUAUAAUAUUCGAAUCCUGUUCAUUAUUCAGUAGAUAUUUCACAAUCGUUGGUAUAGUACUAGGUAUACUGGGUAUUACUAUUUGGUGUGUGCACCAUCACAAUAACCAACUAUACAGUAUUAAACGAAGAGGGUUAGUUUUUAAAGACGAGUCAUGUAUCCCUAAUGUGAGAUUCGUGAGACGCGAAUCUUUCACCAUACAUUAAUAAAGACAUUGGUCAUGGUCGUGCCUGACUCACUGAAGAACCCCCAACUCAAAUGUACACAGACUGACUUCGUUUAUCGAAAGGAAACAAAUGUUGGGUAUUCAAGACCACACGGUGGUGAAACAUGAAAUUUUAUCAAUUCACUGAUGCUAGGGCUUGGUGAAUUCAAACAAAUUCAGCAUCAUUUCGCAGGACUGCCAAGAUUAUAGGAGCAUGUCUAAAUAUUGCUUCUAAACUUCAUCAGCUUUGGACUUGAUCGAGUCGCGGUUGAAAUGUACAGUUCAUCAGCGGUGUUGAAAGAAGCACGGUAAAAUGAUCUCCGUGGACAAACUUCAUUAACAAAAGCUAUUCGAGAGACGAGUUGCUGUCAUCCUGCUGGAUUAACCCAAAUCCCCUGGCUUUUCGCGGUGAAUGCCAGAGGGCUACUAGGCAAUUAAAGCGAUGGCCAGGUCCUGAUGAACUCGAACCAUGUCGUUCUUACUAACACGAUCUCCUCUGCAAAGUGGCUCUCGCGGCUGAGUUGUGCGGGGCCAUCUCCUGUCUUUGCGCGUACAAGUCCUCGGAUUUACCUUCCGUAAGAAGGUGCGUGCGACGUGCUUAGGGAAAUCGUCCAAAAAUACCACAGACCAAAGGGUUCACACUCACAAUAUUGCACCUCACUGAUUUAGAUCUACCAAGUCUCCAUCCCUUGAAUUUACAAUGGAUAAUUAGGUAGGUCCUGUCCAGCACUUCUUUGAAUAAUGUGAACACCAUUUCCUCUUACAAUACUCUGUGUAUAUCUCCGAGAACUACGUGUAUUCAGUAUAUAAAGCAAAACAGGAAGUAUUUGUAACUUUCACUUCAGGUCAGAGGUCAAUAAAACCCAAAGCUUCGUAACUC